Messenger RNA from Bursaphelenchus okinawaensis, 1926 nucleotides. Lineage: Eukaryota; Metazoa; Nematoda; Chromadorea; Rhabditida; Aphelenchoididae. The record is from the annotation of a GenBank genome assembly.
AUGGAUGUUAAUAUUGUACCGUUUGGUGAUGCUAAUUGCACAAAGAUUGGUACUAGACACUAUGAGUAGGUAUUAAUGAACUGCUGUAGCUUCAGCCCUAGCCCUAGCUCAGAACUCUAGCCCAGAGCCUUAGUUCAGAGCCCUACCCCAGAGCCCUAGCCCAUAGCCCUAGCCCAGAGCCCUAGCCCAGAGCCUUAGUUUAGAGCCUUAGCCCAGAGCCCUAGCCUAGAGACCUAGCCCAGAGCCCUAGUCCAAAGCCCUAGCCCAGAACCCUAGCCCAGAGCCCUAGCCCAAAGCCCUAACUCCAAAGCCUUAACCCCAGAUCCCUAGCCCCAGAGCCCUAGCCCAGAGCCCUAGUUUAGAGCACUUGCCCAGAGCCCUAGCCCAGAGCGCUAGCCCAGAGUCCUAGCCCAGAGCUCUAGCCCAAAGCCCUAACUCCAAAGCCUUAACCCCAGAUCCCUAGCCCCAGAGCCCUAGCCCAAAGCCCUAACUCCAAAGCCUUAACCCCAGAUCCCUAGCCCCAGAGCCCUAGCCCAGAGCCCUAGCCCAGAGCGCUAGCCCAGAGUCCUAGCCCAGAGCUCUAGCCCAGAGCCCUAGCCCAGAGCUCUAGCCCAGAGCCCUAGCCCAGAGCUCUAGUCCAAAGCCCUAGCCCAGAACCCUAGCCCAGAGCCCUAGCCCAGAGCCCUAGCCCAGAGCCCUAGCCCAGAGCCCUAAUCUAAAGCCUUGUCCAUAGCUUAUCUUCAUUUAAAUUACCCUUUUUUAACUUAAUCUUAACAUCAAUUUUGUUAGAUGUAACUGCCAGCAUGGAGCACUAGAAUGCGCAUUAAAUACUCUGAUGAAUUGUGUAAAAGAACGUUAUGUUAAUAUAUUUCAACAUUAUAUACCACUGAUCGUAUGUAUUCAAGGAGAACAGUCAAUAGAAAGUGCAGUAAACAAAUGCUUCAAGGAUGAUAAAGUAAAAAAGGAGUAAGUGAAUUCCUUACCCUACCCUACCCUACCCUACCCUACCCUACCCUACCCUACCCUACCCUACCCUACCCUACCCUACCCUACCCUACCCUACCCUACCCUACCCUACCCUACCCUACCCUACCCUACCCUACCCUACCCUACCCUACCCUACCCUACCCUACCCUACCCUACACUACCCUACCCUACCCUACCCUACCCUACCCUACCCUACACUACCCUACCCUAUCCUACCUUACCCCUACCCCCACCCUACCUUACCCUACCCUACCCUACCCUACCCUACCCUACCCUACCCUACCCUACCCCUACCCUACCCUACCCUACCCUACCCUACACUACCCUACCCUACCCUACCCUACCCUACACUACCCUACCCUACCCUACCCCUACCCUACCCCACCCUACCUUACCCUACCCUACCCUACCCUACCCUACCUUACCUUACCCUACCCUACCCUACCCUACCCUACCCUACCUUACCCUACCCCACCCUACCUUACCCUACCCUACCCUACCCUACCCUACCCUACCCUACCCUACCCUACCCUACCCUACCCUACCCUACCCUACCUUACCUUACCUUAUCCUACUCUACCCUGCCCUGCUCUAUCCUACUCUACUCUUCUCUACUUUAUCCUACCUUCAUAUGCCUUUUAAGUUAAAAAUUUCCUACAUUAGCUUUUAUUACCCUACCCUACCUACUGUUCUCUUUCAACCAUUGCCAUUAUCAGAUUGACCACCUGUGCCUACUCGAAGCAUGGUCGAUUCUUACUGGCUCGAGCUGGACAGUUGACGAAACCAAGAUUUACUAAACGGUUUUUCGUUCCUGGAGUAAUAAUCAAUGAUAGUAACUACACUAUAAACGACGUCUUUGAAUUCAGAAGUCGUGUAUGCACGGAAAUGAAUCUUUCUCUAGAGCUGGUGGAAUGUAAAAAUGUCAAUUUGUACAAGUAA